AUCGACUCUCAGCCAUAUAGUUUAUCCGCUCGUCUGAGGAAAGCGGCAGUUAUAUUUGACUUGCCUGAACACGGAUUUGUUGGCUUUAUCUUAAAUUGUGCAAAGGAUUUUCUCACCAGAAUCAGAGAAAACAAAGAGUUAGGAGUUUCAGAUCGAUUCAAUAGUGCAAAUCGACGUGAAAUUAAAGACAAUGACUCAGUUUAACAAGGGCCCUGCAUAUGGUUUAUCUGCUGAAGUGAGAAGUAAGAUUGCUCAGAAGUAUGACCUGCAGAAGGAAGAAGAGUUAAGAUACUGGAUCGAGGAUGUAACUGGCAUGCCAAUCGGAGAAAAUUUCCAAAUAGGUUUGAAGGAUGGUGUCAUACUUUGCGAGCUAAUAAAUAAAAUCCAGCCAGGCUCUGUUAAGAAAAUCAACAACUCCAAACUUAAUUGGCAUAAGCUUGAGAACUUGGGCAACUUCAUCAAAGCCAUUCUUGUGUAUGGCCUGAAGCCUAAUGACAUCUUUGAGGCUAAUGAUCUGUUUGAGAAUGGCAACAUGACUCAAGUCCAGACCACACUCCUCGCCCUGGCCAGCAUGGCAAAAACCAAAGGUAUGGAUACAAAGGUGGACAUUGGUGUGAAGUAUGCAGACAAGCAAACCCGUAACUUUGAUCAUGAGAAAAUGAAGGCUGGUCAGUGUGUGAUUGGACUGCAGAUGGGUACAAAUAAGUGUGCUAGUCAGGCUGGGAUGACCUCUUAUGGAACCAGGAGACACUUGUAUGACCCAAAGACUCAAACAGACAAACCAUUUGACCAAACUACUAUCAGUCUGCAGAUGGGCACUAAUAAAGGAGCAAGCCAGGCUGGUAUGGCGGCCCCUGGCACCAGGAGGGAUAUUUUCGACCAGAAAGUGGCUGUGCAGCCUCUGGACAACUCUACAAUCUCGCUGCAGAUGGGCACCAACAAGGUGGCCUCUCAAAAGGGUAUGAGCGUGUACGGGCUUGGCAGGCAAGUGUAUGACCCCAAAUACUGCGCCUCCCCCACUGAACCAAUCAUCCACAGCAAUGGCAGCCAGGGCACCGGCACCAACUGCUCGGAGAUCAGCGAAAGCGACUACCAGGCUGAAUACCAAGGAGACUAUCAUGAUGAAUACCAGGCAGAAUACCACGAUCAGUACAAAGCCCACUAUGACCACGGUAUUGACUAUUAAACUGCUGUAUCAAGCAUACAGCAGAGAUAAAUAUUUUUGGAUCCUUGCAUCAACAGAGUGAGGCAUUUUUUCCCCUCGCUUGCCCUUUUUAAAAGACAAAACAAAAAAACAGAUGUCUUUCCUGUAUCACAAUUCCUAUGUUGAUUAUGCAGUAUUUUAUUUGGUAGGCAGACUAUAGACUGUAGAGUUUUUAACAAUUGUUUUUAAAAGUUACGUUUUAAAUGUGAGAUGGGUAAGAGGAGCAGUAUUAGUAUUUGUAAAGUCAAUCAUGGCACCUUAAAGUAAUGGUUCACCCAAAAAUAUAAGCUUUAUCAUCAUUUACUCACCUCUUGUUGUUCCAAAGCCAUAUGACUUUCUGCCUUCCAUAGAACACAAAGAUAAUGAAUCUUAGACUCAGUCACCAUUCACUUUUAUUGUAUUGGGAAAAGAUGCAAUGAAAGUGAAUGGUGACUGAGGCUAACAUUCUGCCUAAAAUAUCUCAUUUUGUGUUCAGUUGACAUAAUUGAAAGACAUACAGGACUGGAACAAUAUGAGAGUACAUGAAAGCAUUUUCAUUUUUGGGUGAACUAUCCCUUUACCCACAAGCUGUUUAUGUACAUUUCAGUGGCCCGCUAAAUUUAAUCUGGUUUUGUACGUAGCAUCUAAAUCAAGUGUAAAGGAUGUUUCAGCAUGGGAAAUGCUUUUAGCAUUUAAUGUAUACAGAAUUCAUUAAGUUCCCAUACUAAUUGCAGUGUAUUGUAGGAAGCAAGAAGUCGUCCAAAGAUUGUGUGGUUUUGAAGCAUUGUGGCUUUUUGAAAAGUAUUAUAUACAAUAUAUAUAUAUAUAUAUAUAUAUAUAUAUAUAUAUAUAUAUAUAUAUAUAUAUAUAUAUAUCUUCUUUUAAAUUCCUGGCUAUAAAUCAUGACCAAGCAAUGCAUUCCUAAAUUGUGCCAUAGGUGCUUUGUAUAUGUUUAGACCACCUUGUUCCCUGCUUCCUCUUUCCCCAUUGUCUUGUAUUUAUUGCCAAUAAUACUCAAUAGGGACCCUGUCCUGUUGAAUGGCUAUCAUUUUUUUAUGAAUAAAUUUUUUAAUUUUCCAAUCAAGCCUGUUGUUAUUCUGGUUGAGUGAAAAAGCGGUUCAGAUUUUAAAAGGUUAGUUCACCCAAAAAAAAUUUAAUCAUUUACUCACCCUGAUGUCAUUCAAAACCCAUAUAACUUAUUUUUAGGUAGAACACAAAAGGAUAUAUUCUAAAGAAUGCUGUGAACACUGGUUUUCUUACAGUAGCAGUUGAUAUUGAAUAAUUUUAAAGCUUAACAAGCACUCCAAAGUGUCAAAAAGUAGUCCAUGCGGCUAGUGCGUCAUAUCUAAGUAUUCUAAGCCAUAGGAUAUUUUCAGGUGAGACACAAAACUGAAAUUUAAAAACCAAAUGAAAUUUCGAACUGAUCACAUAAUUCUUUCAAAUUCCUGUACUCCCACAGAAGAAAGUUUUAUGCUUUUGGAAAGAUAUGUGGGUGAGUAAAUUCUGGCACUAUUCCAUUUAAAGCAUCAGUUGACAGCACCAUCCUGGAAAUUAUGGGCCCUUGCGUUUGGGCAAAGGGGCAUGAGUGAGUCUGAAUGCUGCUUUUGUAGGUAUGGAGGGUGAAACCAAAAACUUCCCAGUCUUGCUGAUCUCAGAGCUGUAGGACAAGGACUAGCCAGUCUAAAGUGUUGGUGAGAAAAGCGCUAUGUCUCUGAGUGAAACCCCCACCUCUUCCCGCAAACACACUGAUGGAGAAUAAUCCCUGCUUUGUGUGCCUGUGGAAUUUGGCUCUGAUAAUGCAGCACUCAAUUAGACAGUCCUACAAAACAGUGCAGGUCUCCCCUAGCAACGUUCCCUUUGUAUCAAUUGCGACUCCAUAAACAUCUUGAUCUCUUAUUCCUGUUUUGGGAAGAGCUUCAUUAUUUUUCCAAGAGCUUGAUGUAGAGUUUCCAUAAAGACGUACUGAAAAGGUGCAAUUGCAGUGCAAGGUAGCCCUGUAUUGAUAUUUCUCAAUUGAUUUUGAUCUUGUUCACAAUUUUAUGCAAUUAAUUUAGCUUGAAGCCACAGAUAUAAUUCAGACUCUUUUAAAAAGAUAAUUUAAGCCUUUAUAUGUUAUUUUGGCUUUUAUAUUAUUUCAAAAUAACAUUUUGAAAAUCAAACCCAUUGUGUUUGAAUGCCAUGCUAAAUCCAAGAGUGAUACCAUGAUUUUUGUGUGUAAUAAAAUUGAAACUGUGUACUGUGCACUUCAUUUGCAAAGUAUAAAAGCCUAAAAUUACCUAAAUGUUAACACUUCUUUUGUUUCCUAGCUGAAAAUGCAUGUCUCUCUCUCUCAUAUUCAUAUAUAUAAAAUCAUUGGUGGUACAAUUAUUUUACAGUAGAUAUACAUUAAGUUUUAGAAAAAUAAAAAGUAAGAAAAAACAGGUGAAACGUGAUAGGUACAUUUCUUGAAAACAAAUGUGAUUUGUGCUUGCUGUGGCAAAACUCAUCACCACAUCCCACCAAAAGCCUCACAAUACUUUCCUCAGUCAAAAGAGUCCACCCCAUGUCUGUAAGAUGCACAGACAUUGGUGUUGAAGUAUGGUUGCUAGUGUGCUCUGGAUGCUUGCUAGGCAGUUACCAGGGUGAUGCUACAAAGGCUUUUUUUCUAGGCCGAAUCAAAAGAGCCCACCCCCAUGUCUGGGUAUAAAAUCCUUCGGAGAGAGGCACGCAGCUAAAUAAAGGCCACAUUUUUUAUUUGUUAGUACAUGUUUGUACUUCACGAAUAAGACCAAAAUGCAGAUUAGUCAACACUGAUUGUUUAGACUCCCAAUUAGUUCGUAGAGAGACUCAUGAUGAGGCGAAGUCAAUGCAAACAAGCUGUGCCCGUUUAAAUGUGCACAUUCAGAAGAAAUUCA
This is a messenger RNA of Xyrauchen texanus (razorback sucker), 4077 nucleotides long. RefSeq names its product calponin-3-like. The coding region runs from base 191 to 1186 and encodes 331 amino acids. The record is from RefSeq and is a predicted model, not a curated record. The transcript has 7 exons. Gene Ontology annotation, biological process: actomyosin structure organization. Gene Ontology annotation, molecular function: actin binding. NCBI's taxonomy places the organism in Eukaryota, Metazoa, Chordata, Actinopteri, Cypriniformes, Catostomidae.